AUGGAGCGGUUACGGUGGCAGGUGGCGGCCGUGGCAACCUUGGGUCUCGCGCUGGCGCUGGAGGCGCUGCCCUCCGUGCUGCACUGGCUGCGGGCCGGGCGCUGGCAACAGCGGCGGAGGCCGCCGCGGCGCGAGGUGCUCUUCUUCCCGUCGCAGGUGACCUGCACCGAGGCCCUGCUGCAGGCCCCGGGUGAGGGGCCGUCGGGGCCCCCAGCGGGCUGCCCGUGCAGCCUCCCCCACGGCGAGAGCUCGCUCAGCCGGCUGCUGCGCGCCCUGUUGGCCGCCCGCGCCAGCCUCGAGCUCUGCCUCUUUGCCUUCUCCAGCCCGCAGUUGGGCCGUGCGGUGCAGCUCCUGCACCAGCGCGGGGUGCGCAUCCGGGUCAUCACCGACUGCGACUACAUGGCUCUCAACGGCUCGCAGAUCGGCCUGCUCCGAAAGGCAGGCAUCCAGGUGCGGCACGACCAGGACCUCGGCUACAUGCACCACAAGUUUGCCAUCGUGGACAAGAAGGUGCUGAUCACCGGCUCCCUCAACUGGACCACGCAAGCCAUUCAGAACAACAGGGAAAACGUUUUGAUUAUGGAGGAUGAGGAGUACGUGAGGCUUUUUCUGGAAGAAUUUGAGCGUAUUUGGGAAGAGUUCAAUCCCACGAAGUACACCUAUUUCCCACAGAAGCAGCAGAGUCACUGAGGUGGGCGCUCUCCUCCAUCUGCGGAGCGGGAGGGAGAUGCUGUCCACUAUCACGACUUUUGGUCCCCGGAGUCGAAAGCAGACCCAAAGCUACGAAGAGCGGGGCUCGGAGCGGCCUGGGCCACGGGCACCGCGAGAGAAACCUCAGACAACGGCCGCGCGCCCUCGGUUCUCGCUCAGCGCUGCACCGAGCAGCUGUGUCGGGCCAGCUAGUUUCCCGGCACAGGCCCCGCCGGGCAUGCAAGCUGACCCCCCAGCCUGAUUCUAGAAGAGUCUCUCGCUUUGGCCGACUCCCAUCAGCCCCCUCCCCCCCCCCCCCAGGCAGGGGCUCCGAGCGCUUGCCACCUUUCCCCGAGGCCCGGCCGCUCCCAUCAGCACCGCUGGCCCCUGGCAUUGGCCAAGGCUGCAGGCCCCUCGUGUUGCUGGCGGGUUGGAGUCUGAAAGGGCAGGAGGAGAGAGAGGCGCUGGGCACGGUGGGAGCGGGGAGCUGUCUUCCAGGCCCCCUCGUGAGCAUCGCUGGCCCCCGAAGCGGGCAGGUGAUGCUCUGACCCAGGUCCCCUUGCACGAUGACCCUUUACGACAAAUACACGUGAAGAUGUUCGUCCUCCGCCGCUUCCCCUCUGUGUUCAUUGCAGUCAAGUGCAGGGUCUGUCCGCAAGGACUGUAAGCGGCCGGAAGCUGCCUCUGUUUCCCUCCGUUAUGCCUUUCGUUGUCAACAUUCUCACAUUCAGGAUGAUUCUGUGCGCUUAGAAGUGACCUUCCCUGUACUACCCAUGAACUUUGCUCAUUGGCAGUUUUGGCUCAGCGUAGUCCGCCCUGAGUUACGUGACCAUCUGGGGAGGAAAGCAGGAGGGCGGCCGGUUUCGGGCUGUGGCACCUCAGGGUCUGCUCUUACGGUCGCCUCUGGGAUUUGCUUUCCCCAGUAACGAGCUAUCUGACGUCCAUCUGUGAGGUGCUACACAUUGGUUUUUCAUAUGUCGAUAGCUCAAGUGACCUCGGAACGAUGGCUCUGCCAUCGUGUCGUGUUUGUGUGUGUCAUAUGCCGUGUGACUUGUCCUGACGUCCGUCACGCCCACGAGCCGCCCGCAGGGGGCCUCCGGUGCUGCAUGUUUUUCCCGUUUAAAGUUACCUUCGACUUAGUGUGUUAGGCAAGUAACCUCAAGUUAAUUUUUCUGAUUUAAUUGAAGCUAUAAAGUAUAACGUAUAGAUUGGAAGUAAGAACUGCUUUCCCACUAAAGGUGUUUUCUCACCUGUGUGUUCCAGCAGUGCAUGUGCUGAAGGGAAAGCGUGACAAGUGGUAGGAUGUGUCCUGGCCGAUGGGGCCGGGUGGUCCUGGACUUCUGGCCCGUUUAAAUAAACACGUUCCUGUUCUGGAA
This is a messenger RNA of Leptonychotes weddellii (Weddell seal), 2066 nucleotides long. It is a transcript of the gene PLD6, whose product is annotated as phospholipase D family member 6. Gene Ontology annotation, biological process: piRNA processing. The record is from RefSeq and is a predicted model, not a curated record. Gene Ontology annotation, cellular component: mitochondrion. Gene Ontology annotation, molecular function: RNA endonuclease activity producing 5'-phosphomonoesters, hydrolytic mechanism. NCBI's taxonomy places the organism in Eukaryota, Metazoa, Chordata, Mammalia, Carnivora, Phocidae.